Coccinella septempunctata (seven-spotted ladybird) is the source of this 1416-nucleotide messenger RNA. Its product is annotated as dnaJ homolog subfamily C member 2-like. The transcript has a single exon. Gene Ontology annotation, cellular component: cytosol. Gene Ontology annotation, biological process: regulation of translational fidelity; 'de novo' cotranslational protein folding. The record is from RefSeq and is a predicted model, not a curated record. Gene Ontology annotation, molecular function: Hsp70 protein binding; ribosome binding. The coding region runs from base 1 to 1416 and encodes 471 amino acids. Lineage: Eukaryota; Metazoa; Arthropoda; Insecta; Coleoptera; Coccinellidae.
AUGGUUCAAUCUUAUAAUAGUUGUACAACCGUCGCGGUAAGGUAUCGGUACGUAUUAAAACGAAACAUUGCCGGAGUGAAGGUGUUGACGUUCUUACCGCAUGAAGUUCGCGAGUUAAAACCCGACCAAGUGGAGUACACAGACGACUUGGAGUACCUCAGGAGUCUGGAUCCCAAGGAUUGGAAGCAACAGGACCACUACCGCGUCCUGGGCAUCCCGACCUUGAGAUACGACGCUUCCGAGGAAACCAUCCGCUCUGCGUAUCGACAAAAGGUCCUGCGUCACCACCCAGAUAAACGUAAGGCCAAAGGAGCCGAAAUAAAAGUGAGCGACGACUAUUUCACCUGUAUAACGAUGGCCUACGAAACCCUCGGCGAUCCCAAGAAACGGAAAUCGUACGACUCAGUCGAUCCGGAGUUCGAUGACGCACUACCGAGCAGCCACGAUUUAAAAAAAGAUUUCUAUGGAACUUGCAAAUAUUAUUUCGAGCUGAACAGUAGAUGGUCAGAGAAGAAGAAUGUUCCCAAAAUCGGCGGUCCCCGAUCGACCAUCCAAGAAGUCGAGAAUUUUUACAACUUCUGGUACGAUUUUAAAUCGUGGCGGGAGUUUUCUUACGAGGAUCUGGAAGAUAAAGAAGCGUGUUCGGGUCGCGAGGGAAAGAGACAAGCGGACAAGCUAAACAAGGCCGAAAGAGCCAGGAAGAAGAAGGAAGAAAUGGCUAGGUUGCGAAGUUUGGUCGACUUGGCCUACAAAAACGACCCCAGGAUCUUACGAUUCAAACAGGAGGAGAAGGAUCGUAAGUUGGAGGCUAAGAAGGCAAAGAAAGCUGCCCUCGAAAAACAGAUAGAGGAGGAACAAAGAGCUGCCAAAGAAGCUAAAUUGGCCAUGGAAAAAGCGGAGGCUGAAGAAAAAGCUAAAAUUGAAGCCGAACGCAAAAUACGGGAAAUCCAGAAAAACGCAAUGAAGAAAGAGCGUAAAACCCUCAGGGAUGUCUGCAAAUCAAACCAAUAUUUCGUCGAAAAUCCAGAGCAGACCCUGAAACACAUAACGGCCGUAGAAACGAUCUGCGAAACGAUGAACAUCGUGGAACUGAGAGAGAUAAACAACCAAAUACAAAUUGAAGGUAAAACAGCGUUUUUCAGGGCCGCCAAGCUGGAUUAUUCGACGGAAAAAUCAAAAACAGCGAAGACUCAGCAUAUAACGUCCAACGGUAUCCAUCAAGUGACAGAGGGAUGGAACCAAGAAAAAAUUAAAUAUUUGGAGGAAGCUCUGAAGAUCAUGCCUCAAGGAACCAACCGACGUUGGAAAAAAGUAGCGGACUUCAUGAACAAGCACGAUAAGUUGAAGAAGGACUGCGGAAAGUUCACACCCAAGAUGGUGUCGAUACAGGCGAAAAAACUACAGAACUCUGCUUGA